UGGUAGCUCUGGCGGCAACCAUGGCGUAUAACGGCCUCACGGUGCCUCUCAUCGUAAUGAGCGUGUUCUGGGGCUUCGUCGGCUUCUGCGUGCCCUGGUUCAUUCCUAAGGGUCCCAACCGGGGAGUUAUCAUCACCAUGCUGGUAACCUGUUCAGUUUGCUGCUAUCUCUUUUGGCUGAUUGCAAUUCUGGCCCAACUCAACCCUCUCUUUGGACCACAGUUGAAAAAUGAAACCAUCUGGUACCUCAAGUAUCAUUGGCCUUAA
This is a messenger RNA of Odobenus rosmarus divergens (Pacific walrus), 266 nucleotides long. RefSeq names its product V-type proton ATPase subunit e 1-like. Gene Ontology annotation, biological process: proton transmembrane transport. Bases 21 to 266 code for a protein of 81 amino acids. The transcript has a single exon. Gene Ontology annotation, molecular function: proton-transporting ATPase activity, rotational mechanism. Gene Ontology annotation, cellular component: proton-transporting V-type ATPase, V0 domain. The record is from RefSeq and is a predicted model, not a curated record. Lineage: Eukaryota; Metazoa; Chordata; Mammalia; Carnivora; Odobenidae.